UGCUCCCAGGCGCCUCCCUCUGUGGCACUUGUCUCCCUCCCGAGAAGGAACCACUCACAGGCGUUACCCUUAAGAUAUGAAACCCUAAGGAGCGGCCGAACACACUAUGUGCCAUGUAAGAAAGAGUCACUUGUUUGGGGGCAUUUGUCUAAUCACCUGCUUUAUACUGUCGUUUAACUUUUAUUGGCCGAGGAGGUAUCAGCUGACCAGAUUGGGAAGCCCGUCUAUUUGUGGAGGCCAAGCACCCAAUGAUACGAUCACACCAUUAAAGGGCCAGAGAACCUUUAUUAUAUCUGCAUACAAGGAUAACAGGGAGGGAAAUAUCAUCCGGAUCUUGGGGAUUGUCCACCAUAAAGAAGUGAAGGAACUCUACUGUUACUUCUGCUGUAAUUCCAACACCAAUGUGUACCCAACCAGGGCAGGAAUUGAUAUCCAUCAGGAUCGGUUUGGGUUCCCUUAUGGUCUGGCCGAUAUCAUCUGCACAGAACCUCCGGACUGUAGAGCGGAAUUUGUGUCGGUUCAUUGGUCUCCUUCUGAAGUCGUCCACAAUCUCACCAGCUUCAGAAUCAGGAACAGGGAUCCCGGCCAAUUUACUGCCAACUUCACCGUCUGCUUCUCCGCCAUGUUUGGGAAUUACAGCAACGUCCUGCAGUUCGUCCAGACCAUUGAAAUGUAUAAGAUACUGGGCGCCCAAAAAGUCACGGUCUACCUGAACAACUGCAGCCGACAGAUGGAGGAGGUCCUUCAGUACUACACCGAGGAAGGGACGAUGGAGGUGAUCCCCUGGCACAUUCAGCGAUAUCUGAAGGUCUCUCAUAAUUGGCAAUAUCCCAACGAUGGCACGGAAAUUGGUUAUUAUGGACAAUUAUCGGCGCUAAAUGACUGUUUGUACAGAAACAUGUACUCUAGCAAGUUUGUUGUACUCAAUGACCAGGAUGAAAUAAUUCUGCCUUUCAAGCACCGGACUUGGGACACCAUGAUGGAAAGUCUUCAAUGGGAAAACCCCAACGUGGGAAUCUUCCUCUUUGAGAACCAUAUCUUCCCCCAAACUGUGGUUUCCGAUGGGAAUUUUACCAACACAUCUACAUGGAACGAGGUCCCGGGGUCCAACCUACUGCAGUAUAUACACCGGGAACCGGACAGACCCAAUUACUUCAAUGCCCGGAAAAUGAUCGUGGAUCCGAGGGCAGUGAUCCAAACAUCUGUUCACUCUACCCUGAAACAGUACAAAAACUCUAAGUAUGUCCCUCUAGAAACUGCCCUGGUUCAUCACUGUAGAGGCCCCCUGCAGCCCCAGCUGCCCAGAGAGGCCUUAAUUGAGGAUAAAACUAUAUGGAGCUAUAAUGGUUCCUUAAUUGUGAAUGUGAACCGGACGCUUACACAGGUUUUAGAGAAGCUGUAAUUAAACACCCGAAACUGCUGACUCUUA
Molecule: messenger RNA, 1429 nt
Organism: Xenopus tropicalis (tropical clawed frog)
Lineage: Eukaryota; Metazoa; Chordata; Amphibia; Anura; Pipidae
Exons: 2
Coding region: 107-1402 (431 amino acids)
Cellular component (GO): membrane
Molecular function (GO): glycosyltransferase activity
Source: RefSeq, a predicted model, not a curated record